Rhizopus microsporus ATCC 52813 is the source of this 911-nucleotide messenger RNA. RefSeq lists its product as uncharacterized. The record is from RefSeq and is a predicted model, not a curated record. The transcript has a single exon. NCBI's taxonomy places the organism in Eukaryota, Fungi, Mucoromycota, Mucoromycetes, Mucorales, Rhizopodaceae. Bases 286 to 897 code for a protein of 203 amino acids.
CUUGAUAUAAACUUUCAAUUUCUAUAGACCCCAUGAUUCUUUUAUUUCUUGCAAACAGCAAAGAGAGAGAAGCAUAUCAAAGAGUGUAAAAAAAAGAAAAUAGACAGUAUAACAAAACUCCUUUCCUAUCCUGUGAAUAUUCGUUUGAAACAGGCUCAACAAGCGUUUCAUAUUUUUUUUUCUAUUAAACAAUGCUGUGUAGGGGUUUGCAGUCGAAUAUAUAUAAAAGGCUACAAACACUCAACUUUGUUCAAAACAUUGAUCAUUAAUUUUUUAUCUCCAACUAUGGAUUCUAAUACUGCCCAACCACACAUUGUCCAAGACUUCUUACCAGUAAACGUCUUUUUGGCUGACUGGCAUGUUCGCGUAACAUGGAUUGCUUUCACCACUCUCUGGGUUCUCUGGGGCUUCGCUUGGUUUAUUCGUAAUGCCUUUGGUGGUGAUGGCUCACACGUCAUUCAACCUGCUGGUCGCACUACUACUAAUGCUAAUACUGCUACUACUGCUAACGCUGUGGACCCUACUGCUCCACCCUCCACUGAUCCAGAGGCUGGUGCUGCAACCAAUACGACUGCAGCUCAGAACCAAAAGAAAUUCCUUGCUGCUCCUGCUUGGUCCGUGGGCGUGUUUAACCGUCUGAACCGUGCUCACGAUAUGCUUCGUGACCUUGUUCUUAUGCUCUUAUCUGUUCUUACCAUCAACACCUUUGCUCAUGGCUCUACCAGAGCAGUAAUGAUCCUUGCCUGGAUCUUCUUUGCAUUUGCUGUUGUCUAUUUCUUUGUUGAAGCCUCUUAUGAGCAUCGCUACCUUCGAUUGCUCUAUUCUUUGACAUUCUAUGGUAUUUCUCUGGCAAUCAUCGGUUGUGCUUGGCACCAAGGUUUCUACUCUUAUUAUUAAUUUAAUUAAUGCAG